Ipomoea triloba (trilobed morning glory) is the source of this 4395-nucleotide messenger RNA. RefSeq names its product kinesin-like protein KIN-14B. NCBI's taxonomy places the organism in Eukaryota, Viridiplantae, Streptophyta, Magnoliopsida, Solanales, Convolvulaceae. Gene Ontology annotation, molecular function: microtubule motor activity; ATP binding; microtubule binding. The transcript has 23 exons. Gene Ontology annotation, biological process: microtubule-based movement. The record is from RefSeq and is a predicted model, not a curated record. Bases 184 to 4065 code for a protein of 1293 amino acids.
CAGUGAGGCCACAUUGGAGAAGGAGAAGCACUUGAAAAGCUCGAGAGAGAGAGAGAGAGAGAGAGAGGAAGUGUAAAGUGAGAGAGGGGAGCGAGAGAGAGAGAGUGUCGUGACCUCUCCGUCUCUCGUCUUCUACGCUUCCAAAAACUCGAAUUUUCUUCCUCACAUUGGGCGACUGGGGAAAUGUCGGAGCAGAAGAGCAGCAGCAGCAGUGGCAGUUACAACAGAUGGAGUUGGGAUUUACCGGGGUUCGAACCUAGGAGGGCGGCGCCGGAGCACGACGAUCAGUAUCGUCCCAAGCCGCCUGCGCCUUUGGUUCGGAGGUACUCCAUCUCCUCCGCAUCGAUUCCCACGCAUUCGGACCUAUCUAAGCACGCUCUUAACUCCGGACUCUUAAGAUUGAAGGACAAACUCAAGCUUGUUAGGGAGGACUAUGCAGAGUUGCGACAAGAAGCCAGUGAUCUGCAGGAAUACUCCAAUGCAAAACUUGACCGUGUGACGCGCUACCUUGGUGUACUUGCUGAUAAGACCCGUAAGCUAGAUCAGGCUGCUCUUGAAUCAGAAGCUAGGAUUUCUCCACUGAUAUCUGAGAAGAAAAAAUUAUUUAAUGACUUAUUGACUACCAAAGGAAACAUACAAGUGUUUUGCCGCGUAAGACCACUUUUUGAAGAUGAAGGUCCAUCUGUUGUUGAAUUCCCUGAUGAUUUUACUAUUCGUGUCAAUACUGGUGAUGAUAGUGCAUCUAAUCCUAAGAAGGAUUUUGAGUUUGAUAGAGUUUAUGGUCCUCAUGUUGGUCAAGUUGAACUAUUUACUGAUAUUCAGCCUUUUGUUCAGUCAGCCUUUGAUGGAUAUAAUGUUUCUGUAUUUGCUUAUGGUCAAACACACUCGGGAAAGUCACACACCAUGGAAGGGUCUAGUCAUGAUCGUGGUUUAUAUGCUAGAUGUUUUGAGGAGCUGUUUGAUUUAUCCAAUUCGGAUGCAACUUCAACAUCUAAGUUUAAUUUCUCAGUUUCAGUCUUUGAGCUCUACAAUGAACAGAUAAGAGAUUUGCUUUUGGAAUCUGGUGGUGAUCUUCCAAAAACUGGCAUCAGGUUACCAGAUUGUUUUGUGGAACUUGUACAGGAAAAGGUGGAGAACCCAUUGGAUUUUUGCAGAAUCCUCAAAGUAGCAUUUCAGAAUCGAGGAAGCAAUACAUCAAAGUUUAAUGCCACUCAUCUGAUAAUCUGUGUACAUAUAUAUUAUGAGAAUGUGAUCACUGGUGAGAAUUUUUACAGCAAGCUUUCACUCAUUGACUUGGCUGGAAGUGAAAGUGUAACUGUAGAAGAUGAUAGUGGGGGACAAGCGACAGAUUUGCUGCAUGUCAUGAAUUCACUAUCAGCAUUAGGAGAUGUUUUAAAUUCAUUGACUUCAAAGAAGGACAGUGUUCCAUAUGGAAACUCAAUGCUUACAAAGUUAUUUGCAGACUCAAUAGGUGGAAAUGCAAAGACAGUAAUGAUUGUCAAUAUCUGUCCAAAUGCUUUAAAUUUGUCUGAGACAUUAUCAUCCCUCAAUUUUUCUGCCAGAGCUAGGAGUGCUGUACUAAGUCUUGGAAAUCGGGAUACAAUCAAGAAAUGGAGAGAUAUUGCCAAUGAUGCUCGCAAGGAACUUUAUGAGAAGGAGAAGGAAAUCAAUGAUCUGAAGCAGGAGGUUACGGCAACAAAACAGGAUCUGAAACAUGCCAAUGAUCAGUGUGUUCUACUAUUCAAUGAAGUUCAGAAGGCUUGGAAAGUGUCUUUUACACUCCAGUCAGAUUUAAAGGCUGAGAACAUUAUGCUUGUUGAUAAGCAUAAGAUAGAGAAGGAACAAAACUCACAGCUUAGGAAUCAAGUUGCUCAACUCUUGCAGUUGGAGCAAGAGCAGAAGAUGCAGAUAAAAGAACGUGAUUCUACUAUUCAAGCAUUACAGACCAAACUCAAAAGCAUUGAGUUGCAACUGAAUGAAGCUCUUUCUUCUAGUGAGAAAAGGUCAAUAAAUGGUUCAGAAUCAAGGCCUACAGUGCAGACUAGUUCCAAACCAACAACUGACAACAUGGAUUCUACAGCUGUUACUAGAAGACUUGAAGAGGAACUUUUAAAACGUGAUGCACUUAUUGAGAGGUUGCAUGAAGAGAAUGAGAAGCUAUUUGAUAGGUUGACAGAAAAAGCCUCAUUAGCUGGAUCACCACAGGUGUCAAGUCCAUCACCCAAAGGGCCAACUGUACAGAGCCGAGACAUGGGAAGAAAUGAUAAUAACAUUAAAGGACGAGGUGUGGAUGAGGUACCUUUGCCUUUGGUGUCAGAUAAGUCUGAAGGAACUGUUGCUUUGGUUAAGCCUGGUACUGAAAAUAUUAAGAGAACCCCAGCUGGAGAAUAUCUCACAUCUGCCUUGAAUGAUUUUGAUCCUGAACAAUAUGACAGCCUUGCUGCCAUAUCUGAUGGAGCAAACAAGCUUUUAAUGCUGGUUCUGGCAGCUGUCAUUAAAGCUGGUGCAUCUAGAGAACAUGAGAUACUUGCUGAAAUUCGAGAUGCUGUGUUUGCUUUCAUUCGUAAAAUGGAGCCAAAGAGAGUAAUGGAUACCAUGCUUGUUUCCCGUGUUAGGAUUUUGUAUAUUAGAUCUUUGCUUGCUAGGUCACCAGAGCUCCAAUCUAUCAAGGUUUCCCCUGUUGAACGUUUUUUGGAGAAAGCUAAUACUGGACGGAGUAGAAGCUCUAGCCGUGGUAGUAGCCCUGGAAGAUCUCCCGUGCGUUAUAACUCUCUGGUUGAUGAACAGAUUCACGGGUUUAAAGUAAAUUUAAAGCCAGAAAAGAAGUCAAAAUUAUCGUCUGUGGUUCUUAAGAUACGUGGUAUUGAUCAGGAAACUUGGAGGCAGCAUGUUACAGGAGGAAAGCUCAGAGAGAUAACUGAGGAAGCUAAAAGUUUUGCAGUUGGAAACAAGGCUCUUGCUGCCCUUUUUGUUCAUACUCCAGCAGGAGAACUGCAGCGUCAAAUUAGAAAUUGGCUUGCUGAGAACUUUGAUUUUCUUUCUGUUACUGACGACACAGUUGGUGGAGCUACUGGUCAGCUGGAACUUCUUUCUACUGCAAUAAUGGAUGGCUGGAUGGCUGGACUUGGUGCUGCAAUGCCUCCUAAUACUGAUGCUCUGGGUCAGCUUUUGUCUGAAUAUGCAAAGCGAGUUUAUGGUUCUCAGCUUCAGCACUUGAAGGACAUUGCAGGUACCCUGGCAACUGAGGUGGCAGAGGACUCUGCACAUGUUGCUAAGCUGCGUUCAGCUUUGGAAUCUGUUGAUCACAAGAGAAGAAAGAUUUUACAACAAAUGAGGACCGAUGUGGCACUGUUCACAUUAGAAGAUGGUGGUUCACCAGUUCGAAAUCCUUCAACUGCAGCCGAAGAUGCUCGACUUGCAUCACUGGUUUCUCUUGAUGGCAUAUUGAAACAAGUCAAGGAUAUUAUGAGGCAAUCAUCUGUUAACAGUCUUGGUAGAAGUAGGAAGAAAGCAAUGCUUUCAUCUCUAGAUGAGCUUGCAGAACGUAUGCCUUCGUUACUUGACAUUGAUCAUCCAUGUGCCCAAAAGCACAUCGAAGAAACUCGCCAUAUAGUGGAGUCAAUUCCUGAAGAGGAUGAUCGGCUUCAUGACACUGUAAAUAGUGCAGAUGCGGUGGGGUCAGCGGGUGAAACUGAUGUGGCGCAAUGGAAUGUUCUACAGUUCAACACAGGUUCAACAUCCCCUUUUAUUAUCAAAUGUGGAGCUAACUCAAAUUCUGAACUGGUCAUCAAAGCUGAUGGCCGAGUUCAAGAACCCAAAGGGGGUGAGAUCGUUCGAGUUGUUCCAAGACCAACUGUUCUUGAAAAUAUGAACUUGGAGGAGAUGAAGCAGUUAUUCACACAGCUUCCCGAGGCCCUAAGCCUUCUUGCACUUGCUCGGACAGCAGAUGGAACCCGAGCUAGGUAUUCUAGAUUAUACAGGACGCUUGCUAUGAAGGUUCCAGCGUUGAGGGAGCUCAUAAGUGAGCUAGAGAAGGGCGGAGUGCUGAAGGACAUGAAGUCGUAAGUGCAAGUAUUGAAGAGCAAACGAUAAGGUGCGUUUGACCACCUUGUGUUGUUAAAUUCCAUGGCUUGUGUUGUGUGUGUUUUGAAGAUCUGCCAUGUUGCACGUCUUGUGCCAUUAUUUGUUUGGGACAUUGAUAAGUAACCUCUGUGGGGUUUAAUGUAAUCUUGGUUACAGUCAUUGCCCUUGUGACCAAUUUCCAGUUUUGGUACGUUUUGUAGCAUGUUAUGUAUAUAAUACUCUGCCACUGGCAUACUGCUCUUGUAAAACUCCAUUGCUCUCUAAGAUAUGCUCUCAGUUGAUCUAUCUAUAUAAUAUUUUAUAUUUUGAUUA